AUGGCCUUCAAACCUGACGACCCCUGUAGUGGGUUUCUCCAUGGCAAGGUUGUGGCCUACAUCAACGAGAAGAUGGCCAGGCACGUGAAAGGCCCUGAGUUCUACCUUGAGAAUAUGUCUUUGUCCUGGGAGGAGGUGGAAGAUAAGAUCAGAACCAUCCUGGAGGACAGCGAGAUGUCCAGCCAGGCCCAGGAAGCCUGCGCUUGGAGCAGCCUGGCUCUGGGUGUGCGCUUGGCUCGCAGGCAGGGACAUUUACAGGGAUGCAGGGUGCAGUGGCUGCACGACUUUGCCAAACUACACAAGUCAGCUGCCCAUGCCCUGGCCUCAGACUUGAAGCAGCUUGGAGCACAGCAGGAGAUGGAACGCAAGGAGGCUGCCUUGCAGUUGCGGCUGGCCCAGGCCAAACUGGCAGAGGUGCAGAAAGAGCGGGAUCUACUGAGGUGGAAGCUUCUCAGGGCGGAGCUGAGGGCCCUCCCAGCCCAGGCUGUAGAGGGGCCAGGCUUGGCCACUGCCAGAGGGGCAGGGACCGAAGUAACAGGUGAGAUGGAAGAAGCAACAGCUGCUGCAGAUGAUGCUACAGGAGGAGGAGGAAGAAGAGAGGAGAGUGAUGCAGUGGGAGCCGCCCCCAUGGAGGCAGAACAGGAGAUGGGUGGGAGCUUCCUGCAGCUUCUCGGAACUACUGAGCCAAAAAAUUACACCUCUGGUGGGCAGAGGGAGGGAGAACACAGAUCCAUGGAAAAUACCGUGUUUUCUCUUGCUGGGACCCUGAAUCCUGGGUCCAUAGCCUCAUCAGAACCCCUCCCUGUUCAGCUCCCUGCCUCAUUCUCUUACUCAUAUUCAUCCCCUUUGUCCCCCUUCCCAGCCUCACCCUCACCCUCACCCUCACCCUCAUCAUCUCCACCAACAGGCAUGGUCACAGCACCUGCUCCACCUCAGAUGCUUCCCCACAGCUCAGCCUUUGAUGUUAGCCUGUGGUGGUCUGAUAUGGAGGCCCAGGGAUUAGACCCUCCAGAAACCCUUAAUAGGAAAGACUUUGAAUCCCAUCAGCAGAGAAAACCUCCGGUUUUUCGCUGGCCUGGGGAUUGGGACUGCCCUUGGUGUAAAGCUGUGAAUUUUUCACGAAGGGAAAGUUGCUUCCGCUGUGGGAGGGGAAUCUGGCUGCAAAGCCCUUAG
Molecule: messenger RNA, 1173 nt
Organism: Marmota flaviventris (yellow-bellied marmot)
Lineage: Eukaryota; Metazoa; Chordata; Mammalia; Rodentia; Sciuridae
Gene: Tex13b
Product: testis expressed 13B
Molecular function (GO): mRNA binding
Source: RefSeq, a predicted model, not a curated record